AUGCCUGCAACUGAAACCUUCCACGGAUUUAUCGAAACUACAACUGACACCCUGCUGAUCUUUGAAGCAUGUCGCAGAGGUAUCCUACCAAAGAUCAAUCGCCGACUCCAAGAACGUGAACGAGGUGCUGUCAAAUCAGGCACUGUAUAUGUUUUUGACGAACGUGAAUCAGGUAUUAAACGUUGGACCGAUGGUUAUGUAUGGAGCCCAUCCCGCAUUCUUGGCAACUUUUUGAUUUAUCGUGAAUUGGAUGGGCGUGAUUCUGUACAAGAUCGCCGACGGCCUAUGAACUAUAAUAGCUUCAAUGGUGGAUAUCGUCAACAACAACAUCAUCAGCCUUAUCCUCCUCCACCACAGCUACUCAAUGAUGCAGAUCCCACUGAAGAGCUUGAUGGCGUUGAUCGAAACCGUGAACGCGCAUUAGUAGGAUCAUUGACUACUUCCUACAACUUUAAGAAGGGAGGUCUUAUCAAGAAGACCAUGAGCGUGGUGGUGAAUGGAUCCGCUCAGCAUUUGAUCAGCUAUUAUACCAAGGAAGAUGUAUUGAACCACCGCUUAUCAACACCAUCCUCAAUUCCUGAACUUGCAUCACUCGAGAUCUCACCCGAAUUGUUAAUGCGACAAAGCUUUCGUGUGCCACCUAUGGCAGAGCAUGUUGAGGUGCUGGAUCACCCAUAUCACCAAACAACCAAGAAAUUUGCAGGCGCGUUGCCAUCCCCAGCUCCUUACUCCCUUAUUCCAUCGUCCCAAAGACGACGUGCUUCAGAAGCGUUUCCAGUCUCGAGACCAAAAACAUCACGCACUGGGAGUUUGGAUAGCCCUGCAACCACGGCACGACAUCACAUGUACAUGGAACCUUUUGGCCAUCCUGGUUAUGCACAACAUCAUCAAUCACCACCUGUGCACCCGCAUCAUGAACAACAACAGCAUGAUGGUACUAUGAAUCAUGCAGCAGCUGUCACUGCAACUACUACAGCUGCUAACAAUACUCCUCGAAGUGUGCAUGACAUGUCAACAUCGCCACCUUGUACAGCUGCUGGUGGCAUGAUGAAGUAUAGCAAUGCUCCUAUGGUACCGUUUCAUGCAACCAUGUCACCACCACCAUUCAUGGAAUCUAGACCACCCAUAUCCACGGGUAUGGCUCGACAUGAUAUUGUUACUGAAUCACCACCACCAUCUCCAUUCUAUGGUCGACCUAGAAAAUCAUCCAUGGAAGGAUCACCAAUUAUGUGGCAACAACAGCAACACCAACAAUAUCAGCAUCCAGCUGCAGCAGCAACAAGGUCAAUGAAUACCAAUCCCACUAAGCCUGUUGUUGAGCAAUACCGAUCGCCUCUUUCCAUGUCAACGACACACAGCGGGUAUUAUCCUACACCCCUACCAACAGGUGCAAAUAAAUACAAUAUGGAGCAACAUCAUCAGCUACAGCCUAUCACUUCCCCAGCUGGUCCUCCACCAAAUGAAGCCAACAUACCAAGUGCUUUUCCCAUGAUGGCGUCUACUACUACAAAGAACCAUUACCAUCAUUCAAUGAUGCCCGCACAUCAUCAACCACCGCCACCACCACCACCAGCUCCACAACACCAUCAAGCUGAGGUGCAGUACUAUUAA
This is a messenger RNA of Lichtheimia ornata, 1611 nucleotides long. RefSeq lists its product as uncharacterized. Gene Ontology annotation, molecular function: DNA binding. The transcript has 3 exons. The coding region runs from base 1 to 1611 and encodes 536 amino acids. The record is from RefSeq and is a predicted model, not a curated record. Lineage: Eukaryota; Fungi; Mucoromycota; Mucoromycetes; Mucorales; Lichtheimiaceae.